GUUUGUUUUACUGUUGGUCCAGUUGAACUUCAGUAUUUCAAAGCUCAAUACCUCAAUGCCAUGAAUUUGUCAAAUUCCUUUGAGCUGUGUGACUCCAGUGACAACUGGGAGUUUAUCAAUGGAUUCUGUUAUAAAUUGUUUGAAGAGAAGAGUAACUGGUUUGACGCGCGAGCUGUUUGUCAGCAGAACAACGGUGACCUAUAUAUCCCAACAUCUCGCAGGAUGAUACAAUCCCUUAGUGAUCUCAUUCCCUGUCGCACUCCUGAGGAUAAAGCUUGGUUAGGGAUUUCAGAUACUACCUGGCCUGGACAUUUUGUGGGUACAAACAACAAAACAUUACGAUAUCAAGCAUUUUAUUCCUAUGGAAGAAUUAUUGUAAAUAGAGGUUCCACUUGUGUUUAUUCCAAUCCCAUGUCUAACUUCUACUGGCAAGCUACACUCUGUAGUGAUGAAAACAAAUUCUUAUGUGAGAAAAAAGCAGGAACUUGUCCAGUGGGCUGGCAGAGUUACUUGGACAACUGUUACCAGCUGAAUGAUAUACCUGGCUUACAAUCCACCUGGUUCAUGGCUAAACAGUACUGUGAGAACCAAAACACAUCACUUCUGAUCAUAGGAAAUUCAGCAGAGGAUAGCUUUGUUAAACAGUUAAUGAACAACCAGAGAGUUACCACAGCUUGGAUUGGUUUUUCUGAUGAAUCCCAGGCUGAUGUGCUGAAGUGGGUGAAUGGUAACCUGGUGUCUGGUAACUAUAGUAACUGGAGCUCGGGCUUCCCUAAACCCAGUCCUAAUCAGGGCGACUGUGGCAAGGUUCAGGCAGGCUCCUCCUCGUCUUCCUGGUCCAAUGGAUACUGUUUCAUAUCCCUGCCAUUUAUAUGUAAAGCUAAAAUGAUAACAAGAAUCACAAACAUAACCAAACCAGCCCAGACCCAUUGUAACAGUGGCUGGUUACAGUAUAGGUCUGACUGUUAUUUUAUGUGUUUACAGCCCAGACCCAUUGUAACAGUGGCUGGUUACAGUAUAGAUCUGACUGUUAUUAUACCCCACGCAACUAGUUGCGGGAGGAUAAAGGUCUGA
This is a messenger RNA of Saccostrea cuccullata (small rock oyster), 1074 nucleotides long. RefSeq names its product C-type mannose receptor 2-like. The transcript is spliced from 9 exons. Lineage: Eukaryota; Metazoa; Mollusca; Bivalvia; Ostreida; Ostreidae. The annotation marks the transcript as partial. Gene Ontology annotation, molecular function: signaling receptor activity. The record is from RefSeq and is a predicted model, not a curated record.